AUGACGAGUCCUAUUAUACAAGGAACAGAGAAGAAUGAGAACUUAAUGAGCCUGAAGACUGAGGAUGAGAUUGAACAGGAGGCAUGUAGUGGAAAGAUAUGGCCGGCAACGAGGAUCAGAGUAGCUCGAUGUGAAUGGAAGCUAUGGGGAUCGAUGGCAGCGAUCUUUGCGAUACAGGUGUAUGUAUAUUCGUUUGCAAGGAUCUUGAAAGACUCGUUUGUGGCAUCUAGACAGCUACCGGUGGCGAUAUCGUAUUUGAAGACGUGUGUGGUGCUUCCGGUGUCUAUAAUAACGACUGGAAUUGUGCAGAAGAUGUUGAUGAAGAACAGCAUAUCGAAGGUGUUUGACUACACACUGAUAUUCUUUGCAAUGGUGUUUAUACUGGUUGGAGCAGUUGGCUUUCCAUUUUCUUAUUGGCUGCAGCCGGAGAUGUACCGAGCGAGAGAUAUAUUUGCAGAUGAGAAGAUGUCUUGCAAGGGAUUUGAGUUUAUGUUUGCGAUCUCACUCAUAAUGAAUGAGUGGUUGACGAGUUUGGUGUACUUGCUCGCUGAGCUGUUUGGAUCACUGAUUGUGCAGUUUAUGUUUCUUGCAUUUGCGAAUGAGGUAUUGACGGUGCGACAGUCGAUAAGAUUUACACCACUGUUCUACAUUAUGUCUAACAUAUGUCUGAUGCUUUCUGGAGGAACAGGAAAACUGUACAAGAGCUACUCUGGCCGUUCGAAUUAUGAGAUGAAGAGCUAUAUAGCGAAUUCAUUUUUUGUAUUGUUUGGAGGACUGACUGCGAUAUCUUAUUUGAUCAAGAAGUAUAUGGAGAAUGGGAUUUUGAAGAAGCAGUUGUUUAUCAGAACUGAGGGGGUUAAGAAGAAGGUUGGGAAGAAGUCUGCAGCCAGCUUUUCUGAGAGCAUUAAGCUUAUGGCACAGUCGAAGUUUUUGAUUGCAAUGGUGUUUAAUGCAUUGUUCUACUAUGCAGGGACUAACUGGAUUGAGUCAUCAUGGAAGAAUGGGCUGAGUGUGGCCGCAGAGGCAGAGAAUAAGAACAAGGGUGAGUAUGUGUCUAACUUGAUGUCUGGAGAACAACUUAUUGUUGGAGCGAUUGUUGCAUUUGUGCUGUUGACUCCGAUUGCCACGCUUGUGCAGACGCACGGAUGGGCAAUGAUGGCCAUAGUUCCACCGAUUGUUGCGAUGAUCUCGGCAGUAGUUGUGUUUGGAUCUGCAUUCUACAAUUAUCCAAACGGGUCUACGUACAAACCAGUUCUGUUUUCAUCGGUAUUUAAGGGAUACACGCCAAACUUUGACAUUGAGGCAAAGUGGGGAAUGUGCUGUGUGAGUGGAAUGAAGAUUGCAAAGUAUGCAUUCUAUGACAUUGCAAAGGAGGCGAUUUCUCUGCAGAUUGAUCCUCUGUACAGAGCAAGACUGAAAGCAGUGUAUGAUGGAUUAAGUGGAAAGCUUGGAAAGUCAAUAGGAGCGUUCUAUGCUAUGUUAUGGUCGUUUAUGGGAUAUAACGAUGUGAGAGCAGCAGCGCCGUUUACGCUUUCUAUAUUUGGGGUGAUCUUUCCUAUAUGGAUCUACAUGAUUACGUAUCUGAACAGAAGUUAUAGCAACUCUAUCCAGACAUCCACUCCUAUUGGUCUUGACUUGAUUUCUGAGAAGAAAGAGCAGCUUUAA
This is a messenger RNA of Ordospora colligata OC4, 1665 nucleotides long. Its product is annotated as ATP/ADP translocase. The record is from RefSeq and is a predicted model, not a curated record. The transcript has a single exon. Gene Ontology annotation, molecular function: ATP:ADP antiporter activity. Gene Ontology annotation, biological process: nucleotide transport. Gene Ontology annotation, cellular component: membrane. The coding region runs from base 1 to 1665 and encodes 554 amino acids. NCBI's taxonomy places the organism in Eukaryota, Fungi, Microsporidia, Ordosporidae.